AGAAACCCAAAUUUCCCACCCACAUUUCUUUGCCCUUCUGUUUUUGCAAGACUUAAUAACUCUUCAGCUUCUUUUCCGCGGCUGCUUCCACUUUGAGAGAGAAGACAUGGCAAAGGGAAGUUACGAGAAGGCCAUUGUUUCACUCCAGAACCUCCUCAGUGAGAAGGAAGAACUGGAACCGGUUGUAGCAGAAAGAAUUGAUGAAAUCACAGCAGAGUUACAAACGACAGGCUGCAAAUCCUUCGACCCUGUUCAAAGGAUCAAGACUGGCUUUUAUUAUUUCAAAACAGAGAUAUAUGACAAAAACCCAGAACUGUUUGAUAAACUCAAGAAAGGACAGGAACCCAAGUUUCUGGUGUUUGCCUGCUCUGAUUCACGAGUAAGUCCAUCCCAUGUGCUGAA
This is a messenger RNA of Nicotiana tabacum (common tobacco), 402 nucleotides long. The record is from RefSeq and is a predicted model, not a curated record. NCBI's taxonomy places the organism in Eukaryota, Viridiplantae, Streptophyta, Magnoliopsida, Solanales, Solanaceae.